Triplophysa dalaica is the source of this 2099-nucleotide messenger RNA. It is a transcript of the gene pcolceb, whose product is annotated as procollagen C-endopeptidase enhancer b. Gene Ontology annotation, molecular function: protein binding. The record is from RefSeq and is a predicted model, not a curated record. Lineage: Eukaryota; Metazoa; Chordata; Actinopteri; Cypriniformes; Nemacheilidae. The coding region runs from base 59 to 1702 and encodes 547 amino acids. The transcript is spliced from 9 exons.
UCACCCCUGUCCUCUGUUUCUUCACUAACUGGUUCUCUGUGCUUCUUUGAGCAGAAGGAUGUGGGGGGGUUUAUGUGUGUGGCAUUUGGGGCUUCUGUUUUUGGGGUUAGGAUGGGUGCAUGGACAAAGCCAGACCAACUUCACAAGGCCCGUAUUCCUCUGUGGUGGUCAUUUGGUAACAGACUCGGGAUUUGUGGCUAAUGAGGGUUUCCCCUCUCAUUACAAACCAAACUCCAAAUGCACCUGGUACAUUACAGUGCCGGAAGGUCAUGUUGUGAUGCUCCAGUUUAGGAUGUUUGAUCUAGAGGCGGAUCCCACCUGUCGCUAUGACUACGUGGAUGUCUAUAAUGGGCACUCAUACACAGUGCAGAAACUGGGCCGGUUCUGUGGAACGUUCAGACCCGGUGCCCUCAUCUCCACCUCAAACACCAUGAUGGUGGAGAUGGCGUCUGAUGCCAGCACAGGAGGAAGAGGAUUUCUGGCAUAUUUUAGUGGAGGGAAACCACAUGUUGACGAGAAUCAGUUCUGUGGUGGCAGGCUGACAAAGCCCCAAGGUUCCGUGAAGACACCAAACUGGCCGGAAUCAGAUUACCCAGCAGGCAUCAGCUGCUCUUGGCACAUAUCUGUGGACACCAACAUGAUUAUUGAGGUCAAGUUUGAGAAAAUGGACUUGGAAUCAGACAUCUACUGCCGUUAUGACUACGUGGCCCUGUUCAAUGGGGGAGAGACCGACGAUUCUCGCCGGCUUGGCAAAUUCUGCGGAGACUCUGUUCCCGAUGUGGUUUUGACCAAUGGAAAUGAGCUGCUGGUGCACUUUGUAUCAGACCUGAGUGUCACAGCCGCAGGUUUUAUGGCUCAUUACAACAGUAUUCCCCGUGGAUCCCGAACACCCACUUCUGGCUUCAACACAGUGCCCCGCCCAAGAACUGACAGUUCUACCACUAAAUCCACUACUCCACCAGGGAAAAAACCCAAAAGUAAACCUACUGUUAGGCCUAAGCCAACACCAAAAGCCCCAUCAGGGCCACGUAAGCCGAUGCCACCCAGGCCUAGAUCAAAACCCACGCCCAAACCCAAAGUUCGACCCACUCCUCCUGCAAAAACCAAGCCUACCACAAGAACUGUUACUAGAGUCGACCGGAAACCUGCUGUAAAAGUGACAACAAAACCUAAGCCUGACAGUAAACAUCAAGUGAAGGCAACAAAUUCAGCAAGUGCAACGACAAAACCAAAAGUAAAGCCUGUCCCCGCUGCCAAAGCAACCACAAAGCCAAAGACAAAUCCCAACACAAAACCUGGGAACAAAACAACAAAUGCAGCUUCAGUUAGGAACCUGCUGUGUUCACUACCAUGCAGGCGAAUAGGCACUUUGAAUACCCGUUUCUGCCUUAGUCAUUUUGUGUUGACUGGUAAAGUGACAUCGCUGACCCCGGGACCUCAAGGCAGAGCUGAAGUUGAAGUGUCUGUCAUCAAGAUAUAUAGGCCAGGUAGACUUAACAUCAAAAAGAGAGGACCCACCACAUCUGUCACACUGACUUCUACAUGCAUGAAGUGUCCAGCACUGCGUAAAGGAGUGAAUUACGUGCUGAUGGGUCAGGUGAAUAAUGAAGGCCUUGGCACUCUGACCCCCUCCAGCUUUGCCCUUGAGCACAAGCCAGUGCAUGACAAAGCCCUGGACGCUAUUGCAAAGAAAACAUGUUAAAAACCACUUUGACCAAUCUAAAUUCUCUGUGUACUUAUAUACUUAAAAUAAAAAUCUAAAUCCAUUAUUAUUAUUUUGCAUCUCUUUUGGAGAUUUCUGGAAGAAAGACAUAAAAUGGUAAAAAACAGACAUAAAAACAACCUGGUGUCUGUUUAUUCUCUUAUAUGAAGAUAUAAGGCACUAUGAUAUAGUUCAAGAAACAGGUUUGUCUGUUGCAAUGCAAACAUCUUUAAUAACAACAUUUAUUAAAGAAUAAAUUAUACGUCCAUGUGCCUAAAGUCAAUCAUUACACUUCUGUUUAAUUUUACAGAAAGUAAUAUCAGUUAUAUAUAUAGUAAUUUUAUUCAGAAUGUAUUUUAACAAUCUUAAAUGUCUGAAUAAAACCAUUAUUAUGUUA